AUGGUGUUAAACCUAGUUUUAAAAUCAACGAGUCCAGUAAUUAUAAACUGUACAAAUUCGCUUCACAAAAACUUUGGUUCAGUACAUGAAUUUGGAAAGUACCAGAAAAGAACCCAGAAGCUUAACGAAGAACUUUCCGUCAAGAUUGGUUGCUCUUCAACGUCAGCUCAGGAAGAUAGUGAUUCGACAUAUAUCACUGGGGAACAGGAGGAGGAAGCAGACUUCGUAUAUAAAAAAAUCUAUAAUGAUGUCGUGAAGCUCUAUCAAAGAUAUAAAGCCAGUGAUAACCUAACUCCUGAAGAAAGAAAGCGCAUGUGUGCUGGUCUGUCUGGAGUAAUUGAUAUCAGUGAUAAUUCAUACCAUGGCCGGCAAUAUCUGUUUAGCGUUAGUCAAUGGAAGAAUAUAAGCAAAUGUUACGCCCAGUUCCAACAGUCAUUUUUUCAAGCAGAACUCGACUCCGAUCUUGAUUCAGUGUUUAUCGUAUGGGACAAUAUUUACAAGACGCUGACCAUGGAUCAUAAUAUCUUUCAUGCCCGGAAGAAGUUUGAUCGUCUGUCCAGUGAAAACGAUGUUGAUGAAUAUACGUUUAAACAGCUCCGAAUCAUUGGCUAUAUUCUUGACACCUUUGACAGCAAGCAAUAUAUUCUGAAUCCCAAUAAGCCGCUAAAAUCAACUGAACGCGACGACGAAUCAGUACGUGGGGUUCUCUCUUCAGAUCGAUGA
Molecule: messenger RNA, 723 nt
Organism: Mucor mucedo
Lineage: Eukaryota; Fungi; Mucoromycota; Mucoromycetes; Mucorales; Mucoraceae
Exons: 3
Coding region: 1-723 (240 amino acids)
Source: RefSeq, a predicted model, not a curated record